This is a messenger RNA of Magnolia sinica, 545 nucleotides long. Its product is annotated as early nodulin-93-like. The transcript has 4 exons. Bases 66 to 449 code for a protein of 127 amino acids. The record is from RefSeq and is a predicted model, not a curated record. Lineage: Eukaryota; Viridiplantae; Streptophyta; Magnoliopsida; Magnoliales; Magnoliaceae.
CAAUAUUGCGAUCGUAUUCGUAUUUCAUUGCAUUCUUCCUUCAAUUCAAUAUCAAAGAAAAGAAAAUGGCGUUUGGCUCUUCUUCUUCAUCAUCUGAUGCCCGUUUGGCUGACCCAAUAUUGAAAAAUGUGGCAAUAUUUUCGCCAUUGGAACGAAAUGGGAUGGCCUCCUUCGAUCAGAAGCUGGCGAUGGCCCAGCGCUGCUCUCAUGAGGGUGUAGUCGCAGGGGCGAAGGCCGCAGUCUGGGCGACCAUCGCGACUGCAAUCCCGACCCUAGCUAGCGUGAGGAUGCUGCCAUGGGCAAGAGCUAACCUCAAUCACACGGCUCAAGCUCUGAUCAUCUCUUCCGCUGCAGGUGCUGCCUACUUCAUAGUUGCAGACAAGACUGUACUUGCAUCAGCAAGGAGGAAUUCUUUCCAGCAAGUGGACCAUCCCGACAUUGAAGCAUGACUGAUUCUGAGUCGGCUUUUGCAUCUCUUUAACCAGUUAGACAGUAUGUAAAUUUAACAUCUAUAUAUAAAUAAAUAAUGGUCUUUUGUUAUCACA